Messenger RNA from Lasiosphaeria miniovina, 3213 nucleotides. RefSeq lists its product as uncharacterized. Gene Ontology annotation, molecular function: protein binding. NCBI's taxonomy places the organism in Eukaryota, Fungi, Ascomycota, Sordariomycetes, Sordariales, Lasiosphaeriaceae. Bases 1 to 3213 code for a protein of 1070 amino acids. The record is from RefSeq and is a predicted model, not a curated record. Gene Ontology annotation, biological process: positive regulation of TORC1 signaling. Gene Ontology annotation, cellular component: cytoplasm. The transcript is spliced from 5 exons.
AUGGACCGUCCCGAGCCUGGGCUGAUCAAGUGGUCGCCAAACGCGGCGCACGACUCGUUCCUCCACAUCAACUUGCAGCACCGCAUUGUGGAAAUCUACGAGCCCACGGGCCGUGCGCGGCGCGGGCGGUUCGACUACAAGAAGGUGGCCAAGCACGAUGACCUCCCCCCGCUCACUACGUAUGACUGGUCGCCGUCGGUCCUCGGCCUAGUCGCCGUGGGCACGUCAACGGGCGUCGUCAAUCUCCUCCGCGUCGACGACAGCUCCAACGCCUAUCUCGAGCUCGGCCUGAAGAUCUCGCGCACCUGCCACGCCGUCGCCUUCAACACGAGGGGCCAGCUGGCCGUUGCCCUGGACAGGGUGCGCAGCGACAACUGCCUCUACGUCUGGGACGUCAACCGCCUGUCCACUAUCGACUCGGCUAUCCGGGGCUUUCCCUCGGACAUUGAGUCCUUCUCGCAUCCCUCCGAACGUCUAGAGCCCAGUGUCUCGGUAUCAAGCGUCAAGUUCUUCGAGGACAACCCUAAUGUCUUGGUCGCUGGCAUCAAAAGCCAAGGCCUCCGCAUACACGACUUGAGAGACCAAGCACACGGCGCCGUCAUACAGUUCCCGACCAAGUGCUGCAACAACCUCGCCAUUGACUACGCAGACCAGAACUAUUUCGCGUCGUCAGCCUUGGACCAACCAGGAGUUAUGGUGUGGGAUCGUCGAGCCAUCCACCGCCAUGACACGUCGCCGGCCUAUACCGAUGCUCUGGAUAAAGAUGGCCUCCCCUGGGGCGGCGCCCUGCGUCUCAACCAGGCAGUGGAGAUGGAGGCGGAUCCGGACUCGGCCGACAGCAAAAGCUCCUGCAUCCGCUCCCUCCGCUUCUGCCGCGACCAUGCCGGCAUGUUGGCCGUUCUCUCGCGCACUGGCCAGCUGAGGAUUCUAUCCACGAGGCACGAGCCCAAGGACGAUGAACCCGACAGCAAACCUACCGAUGCGAAGGAGGAUCCCGCCCCCAUCCCCAUCCCCGUCCAGAAUGUACCUACCCACGUCGGAGACGGCCCCGAGCUGUUGGAGAUUAGGAGAUCAUAUGAGCUGGACCCUCUACAUGCUGAUCCGAGUCAUAAGAUGGAUAAGAUCGUAUCGUUCGACUGGAUUACUCUCAGCUCCCCAGUCCCUCAGCCGAGGUUGUUGGUGCUCCGGGCCAACGGUGCACUUGAUGUGCUAGAAAAACCGUCCUUCACCUCGGAAUAUCCAUUUAACCUCAAUUCCUGGAAACUCUCAUAUCGUGGCUUAGAAGCUGGCGCUUCAUACCACGCGCCUAUGCUUUUCGAGCCGGCGUACUCUCACAGAAUUUAUGGCCCGCUGCUUACUGAAAAGGCGUUGGCCGACGUACCGCUGUUUGGCCCCAACAAGGCCGACAUAGGUGAUCUGGUAGAGGAGGCCUUGGCGUCCAGUAUUACUGAAGAGGAUCUCCAGCCUGGAGAGGCGGCGAGAAAUGCCAAUCUUCCUGCGGCGUUCAUACAAGCAGCUUCUGUCGCGGAAAAACUGGGAGCGCUAAGAUUGACGUCUAGAGAAGGAUCGCAGAAUCCAGACAUAUCCGAAGACCCGCCAUCUCAGUUAGAGCGCCGCGAGCAGCUGCUCACAGAAAUUGUUGACAUGAGUCUCUUGUCAAAUCAAGCGCAGGCCACCAUAGAUCACACUAUGCUCCUCCGCGCAAAGGAGGGGUACCGAUUCAACUGUGAAAAGAAUCAGCAAAUCGUGGCGGACGAUCCCUGGGUCAGAGAUGUCUGGGCCUGGAUUUCUGGCGCUGAAGAAGCAGCCUCUGACGGCGGGAUGAUGUCGCACCCACUGGACCUGAGCUGGAUGGGCGUGUAUACAAUAUGGAUCAACGACUUGGGGAGUAAAUCGUAUGCUAGGUUGUCGGACCACGCAUCAGCUCCUGGUGCUGCUGGGUGGGAGCGUUGCUUGAAUUCGAUCAACAAGAAACUCGGAAUUCCAAAGUUUGACGGGGUCGAGACGAAGCGCCCCCACCACCGGGAAAUCUGCCUGGAAAUUUGCAACUGGGGUCGCUCCUACGACUCUGAAUUCGAACAAGCUAACUCGGUCUCGAGUCUCAAGAGAGACUCGACUUGGUACACUAUGGUGGCCGCACAUGCCAUGUUUAGGGGCAACACAAAGGAGGCCGUUCAAGUUUUGAAAAGAGGCAGUUCAGAGCACCAGAGUCUGUUAUUCGUCUCGCUCGCGCUCCAGCUCAUUGGCAAAAAUGGCAACAAGGAUGCCAAAGAGGCGCUCGAUUUCGACGAGAAGGUGGCCUCCAAGACGGACCCCUAUCUCCGCGCUAUAUCAUCCAUCAUCGCCACUGGAGACUGGGCCACGAUUGUCAACCAACGGUCCCUGCCCAUGCGCGACCGUGCCUUUGUCGCGAUCCGCACCCUUCCCGACGAGGAGCUGACGGCCUGGCUUGAGGACGAAGUGUUCGACUUGAUUAUCACGGGGAACAUUGAAGGCAUUAUACUUACGGGCAUUACGGACCCGCUGGUGGACAUAUUCGCGCGCUAUGUGCAGAAAUUCCGCGAUUUCCAAACAGCCACCCUCGUGCUCUCGUACUGCGCGCCGCGCUUCAUCGACGACAUCCGCGCGACGGCCUUCCGCAACGCCUACCGCAACUACCUCCAACGGCACCGCGCUGCGUACCCGCGGGCCAAGUUUGACGUCGAGUCGACGAGGCUCAGCAAGCACAAUGGACGGCCGACAGUCGAACCACCGCCGCGCCAGUUUGUGAUACGCUGCUACUUCUGCGAGGAAGACGUCAAGACGACGUACAGUAGCGGAGACACCAGUCCCAUUUCGUCGACGGUGACGCUAUCCAGCUUCAUGCUGGGCGGGGGCUCGGGGGCAGCUAGCGCGGUCAGGGAAGCACAGCAAACGAACCCGUUCGUUUCCAAGAUGGUAUCGGCUGGAAUCAGUUGUCCCAACUGCAAGCGCCACUUCCCGCGGUGCGUGGUCUGCCUCGAAGUUGUGACGAUGCCGCGAAGCGACCGGCCCGAGCUGGCCAGAAAUGCGGACACGCGCGUGGCGUCGCGGUUCCCGACGUUCUGUAUCACCUGCAGGCACGCCAUGCACCUCGACCAUGCGCGGCAAUGGUUUGCGCGGCAUGAGGAGUGUCCUGUUCCCGAGUGCAAGUGCGUGUGCAACUUCCAGGUGACUCCGGACUUGCAAUACUGA